Coregonus clupeaformis (lake whitefish) is the source of this 2101-nucleotide messenger RNA. Its product is annotated as gastrula zinc finger protein XlCGF57.1-like. Gene Ontology annotation, molecular function: DNA-binding transcription factor activity; RNA polymerase II cis-regulatory region sequence-specific DNA binding. Bases 137 to 1903 code for a protein of 588 amino acids. The record is from RefSeq and is a predicted model, not a curated record. The transcript is spliced from 4 exons. Gene Ontology annotation, biological process: regulation of transcription by RNA polymerase II. NCBI's taxonomy places the organism in Eukaryota, Metazoa, Chordata, Actinopteri, Salmoniformes, Salmonidae.
CUCGGCCAGUACGAAAUCCAGCAUGCUGUUUUAUACGUGAAGAUUAACAAGAAACAAAAACGGUUUCUGGUGGAUUUGGUAAUUGUUGGAAUUCAAAGAAAGAUUAAGGUUGACUUGAGGCACUCAAGUCAACAAGAUGGAGAACAAACCAGGAAAAAGCUACAAAACCAAGAGGCCUAAACAGUCCAACACGAGUGGGGUUACUUUCAACUCCAUCCAAAUAAAAAUGGAACCAAGAUUUGAGCAGAAGGAAAUGGGUGACCAUUCCAAACUUUCCUUGCUGAAGAAGCAUGUCAAGAAACAUCAAACUACAUCCAACCAAGCGACCCUGUGUAGCCAGAUAUCAUGGAGUCCUCUAGUGAUGCUAACAAGAUUGUCUAAUGUGGUGGUUAAGACUCUUCUGAGAGACACUAAAGUGUGUUUAGUGAAGGAAGAGACGGAUGCCAGGAAGGAUGAAGACAACAAUGGAGUUUUGUCUCCUCAGUUCUUCCCUUGUCCACACUGCACCAUCUCCUUUACUGACUGUUACUUCCUGGAGAGUCACAUCAAGAACAAACACCAGAAGCAGUACCUGGCCAUGUUGAAAAGCCAAGUCUCAAAGAGUAAAACAGUGUAUGGCCCCACACACAGCUGUCCCCACUGUAGCUGCAUGUUCCAUACACCACGACAGCUAGACAUCCACACCCGCAAGGCCCACCCCUCUGCCCUUGCCCGGAAACCUGCCCAUCCCCGCAGGGUUCCGGGGAAACUCCACCCCUGCCCGCAGUGUGCCCGAAGAUUCCCGUACCUGGGCACCUUGCUGAAGCACUGCAAGAAUUUGCACAAAAUGGCCGUUGUUCGCAUCGAUGGACACAUCAGUUGCGCUGACUGUGGGAAGAGCUUUGAGAAUUGCUGGGGCCUGGGGCCUCACCGGUGUCACGAACCAGAGGGUUCUAAACCUAAGGACACUAAACCUGUGAUCUGUCUGGAAGUCGGCUUCCAUUGCUCAGAAUGUGGCAAGAUCCUCACUACUCCUACGAGCCUGAACACUCACAUGCGCAUCCACACCGGAGAGAAGCCUUACGAAUGCAAAGAGUGCGGCAAAAGAUUCUCGAAUGGCAGCAGUUUAGGCAAACACCUGCUGAUACACAAGGGGGUCAAAGAAUUCAAAUGCCAGGAUUGUGGGAAGGCUUUCGCCCAGGCAAACCUUCUCAGGAAUCACAUGACUGUUCACUCUGGUGAGAGAAAGUUCUCCUGCUCCCAAUGUGACAAGCGGUAUGCAUACAGGGGUAGUCUGGAGCUUCACCUGCGCGUACACUCAGGGGAGAGACCUUUCAAAUGUACUGUGUGUGGUAAAGACUUUGCUGACAAAUGUUAUCUGAAAACGCACCUGAAUAUACACAACAACCAGAAAAACUACCAUUGUGGGGUUUGUGGGCGGAAGUUCAUAAGGCUUGGGUUGUUGAAGUUACACAUGCGCUCACACACCGGGGAGAGGCCCUACCACUGUACAGUGUGCAACAAUAAGUUUUUUAGACUCUCACACCUGAAGAACCAUCAUCUCACUCACACAGGUGAGAAACCAUACACCUGCACCGAGUGCGGUAAAAGCUUCACUCAGUCUGGAGAUCUGGCCAAACACAAGCGCUUCCACACUGGGGAAAGGCCAUUUGAAUGUUCUGAAUGCCACAGCCGGUUUAUCUGUUCAGGUUCUCUGACCCUGCACAUGAGGACCCACACUCACCGUGAUGUAAAGCCAUACUCCUGCCAAGAGUGUGGGAAGAGCUUUUAUGAACAGAGUCACGUUAAAGUCCACAUGAAAAUCCACAAGGGGAAACCGUAUUCUUGCCCCCACUGCUUUUUUUACUUUGCUCGCAAGAGCAACCUCUCCAAUCACCUGCCUAGAUGUCCUAAACGUAAAUGAGUUAAACCUAUGAAUGAAUAGGAGGGGGAUUCGUUCCCUUCAGUGAUCGAUGCUUGACAACAGAUGCAAACAAUGUACCCCUACUAUGUAUAGUAACUCCAUAUCACAGAAUCUACCUAUGAUAACACAAUGUCUUUAGUAAUAGUCAAAUUUGUUCACAUACAGUACCAGUCAAAAGUUUGGACACCAACUCAUUCA